Molecule: messenger RNA, 549 nt
Organism: Centruroides sculpturatus (bark scorpion)
Lineage: Eukaryota; Metazoa; Arthropoda; Arachnida; Scorpiones; Buthidae
Exons: 2
Coding region: 1-549 (182 amino acids)
Source: RefSeq, a predicted model, not a curated record
AUGAUUUCGCAUACGACAUGCUAUUUUUUCUUCUUAUUCUGCACUUUGCCUUUUAUCAGUUGUGUAAAAGUAAAUGAUGACGUAACAUUGCAUCAAUCUGUAGAAAAAUAUAGACAGAAUUCCGUUUCGAAAGUAUUCACUGUCAAUUUAUCUAAUGCUAUUUUUAUGAUUGUGGCAAAGGUUGUUCUCAUAGGAGCCAUAUAUUACUAUAUCUUCAACAAAGAUUCGGAUUAUGAUGAUCAGAAGAGGCAAGAACGAUCAAUUAGUGCAAGUAAACCCGAUAUUAACGAUUUUUUGAACUAUUUCUUGGCUAUAAAUACGGAUAAUCAUGAAUGCGUUUAUAAAUUUGCUUGUGAAAAUCCAGAAAAGGCCAAAGUGUACAUAAAUAGAAGUUUAGAAAUAUUGGAAAUAUUCGAGUCUCUUAAAAAAAGUUUGCUUCUAGAAUCGAUAAGUAAGAAGAUAAAUACCAUCAAAAGAAUCACAGAAGAAAAUAAUAAUUGCAAGAAAUUUAUAUGUAAAAGAACAAUUUGUCAUAUGAAUUGCAAUUAG